CAUAUUCCAAUAUGACAUAAUGAAGAUGUUUGCCGUUACUUCUUUCAUAAUUAUUACUGCUCAUAGGUACACUCUGUUGCAACAUUUCUGUCUAUCUUAGUAACUGCACCCUGAUCAUCCAGACCAGUCAAAGUAGAUUCUGACUCAUUAAUAUUUCAGUACAGUGUAAUGAAAUCCAGGUAACCCAGUGGCUGUGCUACACAUACGCAUGGGAUGGCCACUGUGAAGAUGAACGCACCUGUAAGUACCUUAUUUUUAGCGUGUAAAGAAGGAGACUAAAAUAGGGAAAUUAAGACUGGCAUGAUAGUGUGAAUUUCCAUAUUUCUCCAGUUGUGUGAGGGAGCUGAAACAGUGAGAGUGGGAGUUUUACUUACUGAAAACCAAGACUGUGUAGUUAUUGCUGAAGAAGGACAUGGUGUGGACUACAAAUCUGGAAAAGAUGAGGGAGCAAAGUCCUUCUCCUUUGACCAAGUUGUGACUGUUGACAACAUACAGAGUUUCCACCCUGAGCUCCUGCAGCCUCUCACUGGGUCAAUAUCCAGGGGUUAUAAUGGAGCGCUGCUGAUAUGUGGAGCCUCCUCAGAGAAGAUAAGCACUCUGAUUGACCACAGUAUCAUCAAACAGGUGGAGCCCAAAACAAAAUUACACUUAAUUUUGGCAGAAUAGUGUUUGCUCACUAUUCAUCUUGUCUUAGGUCUUGGCUGAUGUGUUUAGUCAUAUGUUGUCGCAAGAGAAUGAGGAGUUGUUCAUCUCUGUGUCGUACCUUCAGUUUUAUCCAGAUGGCAGUGCUGUGGAUCUCCUGAGCUCCAAGGCAGACAGACAAACUCUAAAACUUGUGGCACACGACAUCCUUGGAAAUCUUGUAGGAGGUUUAAGUGAGGUGUGUGUGUGUUCAGCAGAAGAAGCCUAUGCUCUGUAUGAAACAUGCAGCGAGAGACUGAAGGCUAAUGCAGGCUCCAUUUCCAGCAGGUGUAGUGGCCUGUUCUCUGUCACUGUUGAGCAGAAACUUCAUCCGGAAGAGGUGGAGUCAGAGGUCUGCCGCAGCAGACUGCAGCUGUUCAGACUGGCAGGAGGAGCCAGCCGGACUGACCUCAGAGGAGUCAGCCCACUGGUGAAGGUUGUGGAGCAAACCCCAUGUGAAGCUACAAGUGACAAGAUCCUCUCUUUCCUCCUAAAUGAUGCAUUAACUGGAAACAGCAGGACGACCCUCAUCUACUGUAUCCAGCCUCGUGGUCUUCUAGAUGAUGAGACCCCCUCCGCUUUAGCAUUGGCUCAGAAAGUGAGAAAUUUGGUGACUAAGGCCACUGUUAAUCGCUGGUGUCCAAGGGCAACUGUGCAAAAGAUCCGCAAUGACAUUGUGGAUCUAAGAACCGAGAUGAUGUCAGAAGGGGAAAGUGAUGUUCACAACACCUUCAGGCUAGCAGAGUUAACCCAAAACCUGCAGAUUGUGAAAAAUCAGUGUUGGGAGAAGAGGAGGGAAGAGUCAAAGAAGAUAAAAGGCAUAACACAGAGUUGUUGGACCCCAAAUAGCAGUUUGCACAGCAGUGAUCACAGAGAGGGGACAGACACAAUGAAAUAUUUACAAGCCCAACUGAAACAAGAAAUGGAAGAACAUAUCAGAGAAGGUAAAGGGAACGUGGAGAAAGUGCAGGAGAGAGUAGCAAGAAUCCAGCAGCUGAGAGAAGCUCUCAGAGAGGAGACACUGAAGAACGGAGCUGCUACUGAGAAAUCUGACCUCUGUCAACAAUCUCAGCUGGAAUACAGCAAAGCACUGGAGCGCAGGAGGCGACUUAAGGAGGACCACAGGAGAUUAAUUCAGGAGGAGGUGGAGAAGAUGGAAAGAGACUUGGCACAAGAACAGCUACCGACAGAAGGCCCCCAGAGAGAGCUGCUGGUGCUGACCAGAGAGAGGCAGGUCCUGGUGUUGCAGAUAGAGGCCCUGCGCGCUGAGGCCCAGCAGGCUGAGAGAGACCUGCAGAAUCAAUAUCACAAACACCAAACAGAGCUGCACUGUGUGAGAGAAGAGAGCCUGCAGGUGUUCCGAGUGUUUCAUCAGGUAAGUGAGGAGCAGAGGAGGAUGUCAGAGGGCAGAUACAGAUGUGUGCUGCUGGAGGCUGUGCAGGAUGCCAUCUACCUGUCUGCCCACAACCAGGAGCUGCAGGCUGACAACAAACAACUCCGUAAAGCACUGGGAGAAUUAAAGGAUAUUCUAGCUGUGCGAGGUGAUCCUACGGCUGAACUGUUAUCCCAACAACAAAAAUGACAGAAAUACGCUUAUGAAUCAUGGA
This is a messenger RNA of Etheostoma spectabile (orangethroat darter), 2288 nucleotides long. RefSeq names its product kinesin-like protein KIN-4B. Lineage: Eukaryota; Metazoa; Chordata; Actinopteri; Perciformes; Percidae. Gene Ontology annotation, biological process: microtubule-based movement. Bases 719 to 2263 code for a protein of 514 amino acids. The record is from RefSeq and is a predicted model, not a curated record. Gene Ontology annotation, molecular function: ATP binding; microtubule motor activity; microtubule binding. The transcript has 16 exons.